UUAAGGAAACCAUUGGUGUACAAUUCGCGAGUGGGACCAAUUCUAUUGGCGCCGAUAGCCGAUCAUUACAUGGCUGGUAGCAAAGCGAUGGUUACAGGUUGGGGAGCUUUGAGAAGCAACGGUCCAUUGUCGACAAAAUUACGCAAAGUCCAAGUACCACUCGUUUCUAACGUGCAAUGUUCUCGUUUGUACAUGAACAGAAGGAUCACAGCGAGAAUGAUUUGCGCCGGUUACGUGAACGUCGGUGGCAAGGAUGCGUGUCAGGGGGACAGCGGCGGCCCAUUGGUGCAACACGACAAACUGAUCGGGAUCGUUUCGUGGGGGUUCGGUUGCGCGCGGCCAUCUUAUCCGGGCGUUUACACGCGUGUGACAGUUCUCCGAAGUUGGAUUACUGAGAAAACUGGUCUGUGAGCGUUUCGUGUUUAUCCUAUGCGCGAGCACGAAACGUUAUUGAACCAGCUACGAACUCGGAAAUUUUUCCUGCAAACAUUUCGCCUCGUUACUUUGCUCUCGUCAUCUUCUUUGUUUGCGAAGAGAGUUGCUCGGGUUUCACCCGAAAAAACCCCCGGGAUCGUGGUUGGUUUUUCGCUAUGGCGGGAUUGGACACAUUGAAAUAUUAUAUUAUAUUUUUGCACCGUAAUUAUAUCAAAAUUUACUCGACUCUUUUCAUUCGGUCAAUUGUCAAGCACGAAUCGUAAGUAUUUAAUUACUUAAACUCUCCCUCUUCAUUUUUUUACAUAUAAUCGUUAAUUGAAAUAUUAUUGACUUGAUUUGUACGAGUUUUUCGAGAAAUAAUAAUCUUGGAAUGUUUCGAGAUUCUCUCUUGAGAAAGAAAGAUGUCGAGAAAAAUUUUAAGAAGGCAGAGAAUAAAGUACAUAUUAAUAAUGGAUUCUUUUAUAUUUGUCUCGUAUAUUCGAAAGUAAGACUUUCAACAGCAACUUAUUUUCAUCGUUAACGUUAGUGUUACAUUUUAGAGUGAAAAUUAUCGAAGCAAUCUCUGGAAAGAAUAACUUUCAAAUUUUUCAUUUUUAUUCAAAAUAAUCUGAAGAACAUACGUGGAUCUAAAAUUGAAUCGGUUGUCCCUUAUUGAAAGUAAUCCCCUGUUUUGGACGUGCGUACUUUGAGCAUGAAAAUACUAUCAGUUUGAUAAUGAACGAGGACGUGAAAACAACGAACAGCUGGACUAUUUCUCCGUUUUAUGGAACUUUGGUGUUCGUUACAAGGUACUCGAUGAAAACCGCUAAUUAGUUUGCUCGACGAUCGAUAGAUAUUUCCCAGCUUUAAUUCGCGAUUUAUAAAUAGCUCGUGUAACAGAUGUCGGGAAUUUAUCGCGCUUUCGAAAAAGAAAAAAAAAGAAAAAAGAAAAAAAAAAGUAGAUACCACAUUUCGCUUAAAAUUCGAACGAAAUUAUUCCUCUUCCAUUGCAACAAGCGUGUGCCAGAUAUAUUCUCGGGCUCAAUGAAACGAAAAUGCAUGAAAGAUGCAGAAAUUUCUCGAAAUUUCCCCUUUUACUUGGCAACUUGGAAACUUGUAUUCCGUUCAAUAAAAUGAAACCGUGCAUUUGUACAAAAUGGGUAUAGGAAAAGAAUCAUUCAUGAAGAAAGAGGAAACGAAAUGUAGUUACAAAUGUAGUUAUAUAUUUUUACCAAGCUCUUUUGUGACGGCCACAUUUAUAAAGUGACAAACGCUUUGACAUUUGUAUAUCUGAGAUCAAAAGUAAAGUUAAUUUUUAUUCCAAAAUUCAAUUUUUUCUUUUUUUUUUUUUUCGUUUAUUUUAUCAGAAUGAUUGAAAACUUUUUGUCGCAAAUA
Molecule: messenger RNA, 1809 nt
Organism: Apis mellifera (honey bee)
Lineage: Eukaryota; Metazoa; Arthropoda; Insecta; Hymenoptera; Apidae
Product: trypsin-7-like
Biological process (GO): proteolysis
Molecular function (GO): serine-type endopeptidase activity
Source: RefSeq, a predicted model, not a curated record